GUCCUAGCUGUUGUAGGCGCUGUUCCAGACGAGCUGUUUAUUUUGAGUUUGUUUACGUUUUAAAAGCGAGCAAAUGGCCUCGACUCUGUUGUCUCCCAUGGUGGAUUACUACAACGACGAGGAGGAGCUGGACAGCGUGGACGACGACGAUGACCGGAGUUUCAGGGGUAGAGACUCGGAGGAAGACACCGAGGAUGCCAGCGAGACGGAUCUGGCCAAACACGAUGACGAUGACUAUGUGGAAAUCAAAGAGCAAAUGUACCAAGACAAACUGGCCUCUCUGAAAAGACAGCUGCAGCAGCUACAGGAAGGCACGCUGCAGGAGUACCAGAAGAGAAUGAAGAAGCUGGACCAGCAGUACAAAGAAAGACUCAGAAAUGCAGAUCUGUUUCUCCAGCUUGAAACGGAGCAGGUAGAGAGGAACUACAUCAAAGAGAAGAAAGCGGCCGUGAAAGAGUUUGAUGAUAAAAAGGUUGAGCUGAAGGAAAACCUGAUCGCGGAGCUGGAGGAGAAAAAGAAGAUGAUCGAGAAUGAGAAAUUAACAAUGGAGCUGACAGGCGACUCCAUGGAGGUAAAACCCAUCAUGACGCGGAAGCUGAGGAGACGCCCCAACGAUCCAGUCCCAAUCCCAGACAAACGGAGGAAACCUGCACCAGCCCAGCUAAAUUAUUUGUUAACAGACGAUCAGAUUAUGGAAGAUCUGAGAACACUGAAUAAGCUGAAGUCACCAAAGCGACCAGUUUCCCCGUCGACGCCCGAACACAUCCCCACCGCUCCCAUGGAGAGCCCCACCCAGCGCUACGAGGCCCGCAUCGAGGAGGGCAAACUGUACUACGACAAGAGAUGGUACCACAAGAGCCAGGCCAUAUACCUGGAGUCGAAGGACAACACCAAGAUCAGCUGUGUCAUCAGCACCGUGGGCACCAACGAGAUUUGGGUGAGGAAGACGAGCGACAGUACGAAGAUGAGGAUCUACCUGGGCCAGCUGCAGAGGGGCGCGUUCGUCAUCCGCCGGCGGUCGGCUGCGUGAAACACCGCCCGCCCCGCCCCUCCUCAGCCAAGCCCAUCUGUUUGUUUAUCCAUCCAUUCAUCCGCUCAUGUUUUUGGUGCGUUUCAAACACAAACGCUGCACAGAUUCUCUUUUCAGCGGCCAAAAUCUGCCCGUUUCACCAAAUCCUCGGAUGAUGGACGUCAUACAUGCAGCUGCCUGUUUUCCAUCAUUAUUUGUCACUAUGUGGCUAAACUGGGAAAACAGUGGUUAUUUAUGAGCCUGUGUUGACUUUUGUCUCAAACCUUUAUAUGGAUUCAUGGAUCAUUCAUCAACACAAGCACUGUCGAAAUAAAGAUUCUUCAGUUUUAGCAGCGUAAAUCUCCCAGUUGAAGUUUUCUUGGUGCAAGAAAUUGUACCCUUUCCUCUGCUUUUCAUGCCUUUUGCACUGUCAUCAAACAACGGGGGCUUACUGCUGCACUGACGGUUUUUACAGUGUUUCUGUUACAUGUGUAUUUAGCAUUUUUUAAUUUCUUAUUUGAGGAAAAUGUGUUGGAAGUGUAAAUUUUAUUAUUGCCAGUGAUCUCCACAGUUGAACAGUACCUGCAUGUGGAGCUUUAACUUCUGUUUAUUUGUACUUUGUCCCAUAUGAAUAAAAAGAUCUCCGC
Molecule: messenger RNA, 1656 nt
Organism: Salarias fasciatus (jewelled blenny)
Lineage: Eukaryota; Metazoa; Chordata; Actinopteri; Blenniiformes; Blenniidae
Gene: suds3
Product: SDS3 homolog, SIN3A corepressor complex component
Exons: 12
Coding region: 74-1030 (318 amino acids)
Source: RefSeq, a predicted model, not a curated record